Messenger RNA from Pelobates cultripes (western spadefoot toad), 2590 nucleotides. Lineage: Eukaryota; Metazoa; Chordata; Amphibia; Anura; Pelobatidae. The record is from the annotation of a GenBank genome assembly.
AUGAAUUAUUCCGAAAUACUCUUAGAAAUUGAGUGUAUGGUAAGGAUUUUUUGCUGUGUUCCGGAUGUGCACUCUCAAAGUGCAAUAUGGUGUUUCUGUCAGUAGGUCAUAUUUUUUCAGUGUGUGUAUAUAUAUAUAUAUAAUCAAUUCAUUGCUUUGCACUGUAUGCACUUUUUAUAUUAAUCAUAUUUUGCACAUUAUAUAUAAUCAUAUGAUUAGGCUACAUUGUCAUAUUUUUAUUAUUUAGCCUGUGCCUUUUUUUGUCCUGUUCACUUUAUGUACCGGCAUUUUGGUCCGGUUACCAUGGGAACGGCCACACACAGUGGGUGGAGCCCUGGUGUGUUUACAGGCGUUCUUGUUAUGCACCAUGUUUAUUUUAUAUUUAGGUCCCUAUUUUCCCCAUCUUUUUCUUUUUCUCUUUCUUUUUCUUUAGUGCUUUAUGCACUUUUAUGUGGCGAUCGUUGGUGCCGCUGCUGCCAUGGUGUCGCGGGGUUUGUUUCGCGGUCACCAUGACAGCGGGGGUCGUGCGGUCAUGCAGACAGGGGAGGGGCUAUGGGCGCACAUGCGCGAAAGCGUUCUCAGAACGCCGGCUGUCACUGCAAAUAUACACUGGUGAGUUGGAUCUCGUUAUUUAUAUAUAUCUGUCUAUAUGCUAAUUCCUUGAAUUUGGCUUUCAAUUAUGCUAAUUCAGUUUGGGAUUGAAUGUGUAAUUAUGUUAAUUGAUGUGCCUAUUUAAAGAUGGGUAUUGUGAGACACUUUUAUUGUUCCUGAUGAAAGUCCCAGAGGAGGACUGAAACGUUGAGCUGUCAACAAAUUUUUAAAAUAUUUUUCAUUAAACUUUGGAUGUUUUAACCCUUUUUGUGAAUCCGUGAGUGCUGGUCACCUGUUGCAAAGUGGAUAUUUGAUUUUCCCCAGGAUUUCAAGCACCCGGUAUGUAACCAUUUAGUUAGAGUGCAAGGAUACUAUGUAUUUGUGUGUGUGUGUGUGUGUGUGUGUGUGUAAUCUCCUAAUGGCCUAUGCUUCGGGCAUAGGUACUUAAAGUUGUUUAGGCAUGAAGACCACCUAAUUGGUAAUUUUGCUAUAUCCCAUCCAUAGUGCCACCAUAUGUCAGAAUUUUUUACAUACUGGGAUUUUUUUUUUUUUUUUUUUGAGAUGGUGGCAGUACAAAUCUCCCUCCCUCUAAAAUUACAAUUUUGCUUAAGCGUGUAGUCCUGCUACAACUGAGGUGGGUUUGCUGGAGGAAGCACUUUAGGGUCAAGGAGGGACUUUUCUUUACCUAUCUUGCAGAUGCUUGUCCCAGUUAGAAGCGCAACCCAUACAUACUGCCACCGUAUGGGGGGAAAAAAAAUUUAUAAGGAAAAUUUGUUUUUACCCAAUAGUAUACCCACUGAUGCCUGCACCAUAAUCUCGGACUCCACGUGCACAAUUCCACAAAACGAAGUCUGUGAUGAGGUAGUGACUACUGAUGAAUGUUUGGUGACUCUAAGAAGAGCCUUUACGGGACCAGGAACCUAUUGUGUGAAUAUUACACUGGGUGAUGAUGCAAGCCUGGCUCUUGCAAGUACCCUUGUUUCUGUGAGUGAAGGUGAGUAAAGCCACUUGGUGCACAUGAACUGUGAGUACAUCAGAUGCAGACCUGAAGACUGAGUCCCAGUGAAACUUCAGAUAUCUGCUAAUUCAUAAAGGUGAAGGCAAUCCUCAAUUUAUGCAUUGCAGCACAUGGUGAUCUCUGAUCACUUGUGAAUGGGAAUCCUCACUGUAGUAGAGCAGCCUAUCCUUGAGCUGUACCUGGCCAGCUUUGUCCCCACUGGAAGCCACCCAUACUGCUAGAUAUACACAGAGCUGCAGAAUAACCCUCCCCUCAUACAAAUACAAACCACCUACACACAAACUCAACACCACUGACAAUCCACAUGCAAUGCCCCACACAUACACUAACAAAUACACAAUGUGACAUAUCAUCCACGUGGCCCCCCCUUACACUGACCACAAUCAUGGGUACACCAUACCACAAACUAAUGAACAUAUACAAAAUAGCUCAUACGCACAAAUACAAUGAUACAAAGCAACUGUAAUAUAACAAAAGCCGAACACAGCAACCUGCACACCUCCAAUUUAAAAAAAAAAAAAAAAAAUACAAUUUUUAUUUUUAUUUUUUCUUUGGUAACCAUUAAUGUACUUUAUUUUAGGAAUUGGCACACCUGCACCAGUAAAAGAGAUCCUUAUUUACCUGGGAAUUUUGGCUGUUAUUGCUGUAGCUCUUGGUGCUCUCUUGUACAAGUAGGUGUACUUUCAAGUUGUGCAUUGGGAAUCUGCAUAACUGAACUCUAAUAUUUGUAGAUUAACACUACAACUCUAAAUGUUUAUUGUUUAUAUUUUUCUCUCUAAGGAGUUGGGAGACUGGUUCUUCCAUAGUGUAACACUCUCUGUUUAUUACAGGAAAUAUAAAGGCUACAAACGCAUUGAUACAGCUUACCAUAACCGUACCAAUGAAGGGUUAAGUGUGACCUUCAACCAAAUAAAAUCGAGUCUUCUAAAAAGAAAUGAUGAGCACCACCCCCUUCUGAAGACCAAGGCUGGUGUCAUAUAA